Zychaea mexicana is the source of this 585-nucleotide messenger RNA. RefSeq lists its product as uncharacterized. The transcript is spliced from 5 exons. NCBI's taxonomy places the organism in Eukaryota, Fungi, Mucoromycota, Mucoromycetes, Mucorales, Lichtheimiaceae. Bases 1 to 585 code for a protein of 194 amino acids. The record is from RefSeq and is a predicted model, not a curated record.
AUGACAGCAAAAGCAAUCAAUGCAAAAGGCAAAAAGGCUGACAACGAGGAGGCUUCUUCAACAAGGGCCCUCAAGGAUUACACCAGCACACCGACUUUGAGUGACAGACGAAGCAUGGAUGUGCCACAUUGCAUUGCUGUUGAGGCUUGUACAUCCCACGUAACUGAGGCUCAGCCUAAAGAGGUGCUUGUCGCUAAGGAAAUGCUGGCGAAAAAGUCUUUAGACCUUACCAUUAACAAAAACCAAACAAUUCUACACUACCAGAAGGCUGUCAACAAGCAGGCUGUCAUGAAAAAGUACCACAACAGUAAAAAACAUCAAUAUGACAAGUACACAAUCCAGUUUCAGCAGAGUCAUGCAUAUGACCAAAUGUGUUCGAAAGAGCGUCAGUUUGUUUCUGGCAGUAUUAUCAAGGAUGUCAUCCCCAUGAUGUAUAUUGUUGGAACGCAAGGAACGGAAGUGGGUAGUCGAUUCAGUAGCCAUGAGCGAAGAGGCGGCAAGAAACGUAGACAAAUACAUAGAAGGAACUGUCCAGUAGGUAUUGCAUUGAUCAAGAACAUAUCAUCGGCAAGCUCCUUAUGUUAG